UUAUUUUACCCAGAUAAAUUCGACCACCAAAGUAGUAUGACUAUGGCCUAUGCGAAGUGGUUGCAUUCCUCCGCCCUUUCUCAUGCUACCGUCCCUACAACUAGCCCCCGACGGGAUACCAUUCCGGCAACCUUCCGGCCAACCACUUCGUCCGACCGACCGUUGUUUUUCUCUUCGAAUUACCGAUACAGACCUCCGGCAAUCGCCGUUCAAGCACAGGCCAAACGAGGAUUGUUACAAAAAACCGAAGAGGAAGCAGCUUCACCGGAUGAUGUGCAGUUUGAAGGUCCACUUAACAUUGUGUUGUAUCCGGACCCUAUACUGAGGGCAAAGAACAAGCGUGUUGUUACGUUUGAUGAGAAUUUGAAGAAGUUAGUAGAUGAAAUGUUUGACGUGAUGUACAAAACUGAUGGCAUUGGGCUCUCAGCACCCCAAGUUGGAGUUAAUGUUCAACUUAUGGUGUUUAAUCCAGCUGGCGAACGAGGCGUAGGAGAAGAGAUAGUUCUUGUAAACCCACGAGUCAUCAAAUCUUCUAAAAAGCAGGUUCCAUUUGAAGAAGGCUGCUUAUCCUUUCCAGGGAUCAAUGCUGAUGUGGUGAGGCCAGAAGCUGUUAAGGUUGAUGCACAAGACAUUACUGGUGCAAAGUUUUCAGUUAGCUUGUCACGUCUCCCCUCCCGUGUUUUCCAACAUGAAUAUGAUCAUUUGGAGGGUAUACUCUUCUUUGACAGAAUGACUGCAGAAGUUGUCGAGAGUAUCCGUGCAGAACUACUGGCAUUGGAACAGAAAUAUGAGGAUAGGACCGGACUGACGAGACCCGAAAGUGUAGAAACCCGCAAAAGAUGGAAAGCAGCUGCUGGAUUUGGAAGAUCUUGAUACGAGUGAGGGCGUUAUUGUAAUUAUAUUAUAUUACACUCAAAAACAUUUCUUUAGUCUGGAUUGGCAGAAAACUGGUGGAGAUAACCCUUAGAAUUGGUUGAAAUAUCAUAGUACAAAAAAAAUCUAAUUAGAUUUUAUUUUGGGGAAA
Helianthus annuus (common sunflower) is the source of this 1024-nucleotide messenger RNA. RefSeq names its product peptide deformylase 1B, chloroplastic. The record is from RefSeq and is a predicted model, not a curated record. Gene Ontology annotation, biological process: peptidyl-methionine modification. The transcript is spliced from 6 exons. Gene Ontology annotation, cellular component: chloroplast; mitochondrion. NCBI's taxonomy places the organism in Eukaryota, Viridiplantae, Streptophyta, Magnoliopsida, Asterales, Asteraceae. The coding region runs from base 37 to 873 and encodes 278 amino acids. Gene Ontology annotation, molecular function: peptide deformylase activity.